Medioppia subpectinata is the source of this 834-nucleotide messenger RNA. The record is from the annotation of a GenBank genome assembly. Lineage: Eukaryota; Metazoa; Arthropoda; Arachnida; Sarcoptiformes; Oppiidae.
AUGAAAACAAUGGCCAAAAGGGGAGCACUAGUGGUGUUGGAAGGCGUGGAUAGAGUGGGAAAGUCUACACAAGCGCUCAGACUGUCGGAAGCGCUGAAGACUAUGUCCUGUCCGACACAUUUGGUCCGAUUCCCUAACCGAUUGACACCAAUCGGGCAAAUGAUUAGCCAAUACUUGAAGGGCGGCCAACAACUGGACGAUCGGGUGAUUCACCUCUUGUUUUCGGCCAAUCGGUGGGAAAUGAGGGAACAGUUGGAAGAGCUGUUGUCGAGCGGGACGUCAGUGAUCGCCGACCGAUACGUGUAUUCGGGUGUCGCGUAUUCGGCGGCCAAACCGUCGCUGGACUUGGAGUGGUGUCGACUCGCGGAUAGAGGUCUCCCGAAACCCGAUUCUGUCCUCUAUUUGACGGCUUCUGAGGACUCGAUCGCCGCCAGAGAGGGCUUCGGAGACGAAAGAGGUCUCCCGAAACCCGAUUCUGUCCUCUAUUUGACGGCUUCUGAGGACUCGAUCGCCGCCAGAGAGGGCUUCGGAGACGAAAGGUAUGAAACGAAAGCAUUUCAACAAAAGGUGCGAAACAAUUACGAGAAACUCAAAGAAGACUAUUGGCAGACAAUCAGUGCCGAUAAGUCUGAGGACGAGUUACACAAAGAACUCUUGGAUUCUGUGCUGAAGACCAUUGAGAGAGUGAAGAAUUCCGACGACAACACAAUUCAUAAGCUAUGGCUCGACUCAUAGUCUAUAAAAUUUACACAAUUUUCAAUUUUUAAACUCAAUUUUAUGUUGAAUUUUAUUUUUGAUAAUCAAAUAUUAGGUAUAUUUUUCACUUUUUUGAUC